Molecule: messenger RNA, 2959 nt
Organism: Panthera uncia (snow leopard)
Lineage: Eukaryota; Metazoa; Chordata; Mammalia; Carnivora; Felidae
Product: protein adenylyltransferase SelO-like
Exons: 19
Coding region: 133-1908 (591 amino acids)
Source: RefSeq, a predicted model, not a curated record
GGGAAGCUAGGAGCUCCCAUCAGACAUAGCCAAAAAAAAAAAAAAAAAAAAAAAAAAAGGAUCUUCGGGGAACCGGCUGUUAACAAUUGCCACCGUGCGCCAGACUCUUGUUCCGCGUAUUUAGACAGAGCUAUGACUCAAAGAAUCAGAUUCCCGUUUUGCUGUCUGAUCCGGGGUCUCGCGUUUCCACGGCUGCUUCUCUUUGGCGUGACCUGCCCCAGCGUUGUCUGCUGCCUAUUGCUACCUGACCUCGAGGGAAGUGCCCACCUCUUGCUUCUUUCCAGAAACAAGUCGAAACACGAGCUGGGCUAUUGUGAGGCAGAAGCUAAGUUAGCCUUGUCUCUCGACUUUUGGACUCUGUCCUCUGAGAACCUUUUAGCUGUGUUGCCAGUUGAUCCUGUUAAAGAAAAUUAUGUUCGUAAAGUGAAAAACUGUAUUUUUUCAAUUGCCGUCCCUACUCCUUUGAAAUCAAGAGUACGUCUUGUAGCAGUUUCAAAGGAAGUUCUAGAAGAUAUUUUGGACCUUGAUUUAUCUGUCUCAGAAACAGAUGAUUUUAUCCAGCUUGUGAGUGGUGAAAAGAUAGUAUCUGGAUCCAUUCCAUUGGCUCACAGAUAUGGUGGCCACCAGUUUGGGAUCUGGGCAGGUCAGCUUGGGGAUGGAAGAGCCCAUCUUCUUGGAACUUACAUGAACAGGCAGGGUGAAAAGUGGGAGCUCCAAUUAAAAGGCUCAGGAAAGACCCCAUAUUCCCGAAAUGGUGAUGGCAGAGCUGUACUUCGUUCCUCAGUGAGAGAAUUUUUAUGCAGUGAGGCUAUGCACUCUCUCAGAAUUCCAACCAGCAGAGUUGCAAGUCUGGUUGUAAGUGACGAUGAAGUAUGGAGAGAUCAGUUCUACAACGGAAACAUUGUGAAAGAACGAGGUGCUGUAGUGCUGCGUGUUGCAAAAUCAUGGUUUAGAAUUGGAUCAUUAGAAAUUUUGGCUCAUUAUGGUGAACUGGAUUUACUAAGGACAUUAUUAGACUUCAUCAUACGGGAGCAUUUCCCCUCAGUAGAGGUCGCAGAACCUAACAGAUACGUGGAUUUCUUCUCUGUUGUGGUAUCAGAGACAGCACAACUCAUUGCCUUGUGGAUGUCUGUUGGUUUUGCUCAUGGUGUUUGUAAUACUGAUAACUUCAGUUUGUUAUCCAUUACAAUUGACUAUGGUCCAUUUGGUUUUAUGGAAGCCUAUAAUCCAGAUUUUGUCCCAAACACAUCUGAUGAUGAAGGAAGAUAUAAAAUAGGAAAUCAGGCCAAUAUUGGGAUAUUUAAUUUAAACAAGUUGUUGCAAGCUUUAAACCCAAUACUGGAUCCUAGGCAAAGGCAGCUAGCUGCUCAGAUUCUUGAGGGGUAUCCAGUUCUUUAUUAUACAAGAUUUAGAGAAUUGUUCAAAGCCAAAUUGGGAUUACUUGGGGAAACAAAGGGUGAUGAUGAUUUAAUUGCAUUUCUCUUACAUCUCAUGGAAAAGACAGCAGCUGAUUUUACCAUGACAUUUCGGCAGCUUAGCGAGAUAACUCAAAGCCAGUUACAGGAGCUCAACAUUCCCCAGCAAUUCUGGGCGCUGAAUAUGAUUUCCAAGCACAAGCUCUUUCCAGCCUGGGUAUCCCAGUACCUGCUGAGACUGAAGAGUAACAUGAAUGAUUCAGAUUCUGAAAGAAGAAAAAGAAUGACAACUGUUAAUCCUAGGUAUGUGCUGAGGAACUGGAUGGCAGAGUCCGCAGUGCGAAAAGCAGAAAGGAAUGAUUUUUCAGAGGUCCAUCUUCUCCAGCGUGUUCUUCGGCAUCCUUUCCAGAAGCAUUCUGCAGCUGAAAAAGCAGGUUACUCCUCACCUACUCCUUCUUGGGCCAAGGACCUCAAAGUUAGCUGCUCAUCUUGAUUUAGGUUAAAGAAAUGAAGGGAUACUUUUGUCAUUGAACUCAACAUAGAAUCAUCCAUUUGAUAAAUUCUUUAAAAAAUUUUUUUAAACGUUUUUAUUUAUUUUUGAAGGAGAGAGAGAGAGAGAGAGAGAGAGCAUGAGCAGGGGAGGAGCAGAGAGAGAGGGAGACAGAAUUCGAAGCAGGCUCUAAGCUUUCAGCACACAGCCCGAUGCGGGACUCGAACUCACAAACUGUGAGAUCAUGACCUGAGCUGAGGUGGGACGCUUAACCGACUGAGCCACCUGGGUGCCCCACCAUUUGAUAAAUUUGACCAUUUGAUUAAUGACCAUCUACAUUUUGAUGACAGUCUCACAUUUCAUAAAAAGGAUUAUGUAUGCAAAUUUUUUUUUUUUUUUUUUUACCAAAUAAACUGGACCUAUUCUUUGGAACAUCUUUGUGAUCAUUUUUGUUCUAAUCAAUAACUUUAAUGGAAUAAUAAAAUAUGGUAAUCCAUAUGAGUUAUGCUCAAUAACUAAAAAAUCUUAUGGCAAUCUUUUAAUGAUUUUAUGAGUAUUCAUCUAAAACAUACUAUGUACCCAGCAUUGUGGGGCACAUCAGAUAAGUAACAUAGUUUAACUGCUCUCCUAGAGCUUUUUCAUAUAUGAUGGUAAUUUUCAAACAUUAACCAAAGUAAAGAGAAUAGUUUAAUGAAUCUGAUUUACCAACCAGCUUCUUAAUUAGGCAUCAAUGCCUGAUCAAUGUUAUUUCGUCUUCAUCCCUACACACUUCCCCUCAUUCCUAGUUAUUGCUUUUAAUUGAGGUAUAAUUUUUAUAUCCCCAUGUAUUUUUAUUUUUAUUUAUUUUUUAUUUUUAUUUAUUUUUUAACGUUUAUUUAUUUUUGAGACAGAGAGAGACAGACCAUGAACAGGUGAGGAGCAGAGAGAGAGGGAGACACAGAAUCUGAAACAGGCUCCAGGCUCUGAGCUGUCAGCACAGAGCCCGACGCGGGGCUCGAACUCACGGACUGUGAGAUCAUGACCUGAGCCGAAGUUGGACGCUUAACCGACCAAG